Molecule: messenger RNA, 474 nt
Organism: Plasmodium coatneyi
Lineage: Eukaryota; Apicomplexa; Aconoidasida; Haemosporida; Plasmodiidae
Product: BIS(5'-nucleosyl)-tetraphosphatase (Diadenosine tetraphosphatase)
Exons: 5
Coding region: 1-474 (157 amino acids)
Biological process (GO): AMP biosynthetic process; ATP biosynthetic process
Molecular function (GO): bis(5'-nucleosyl)-tetraphosphatase (asymmetrical) activity
Source: RefSeq, a predicted model, not a curated record
AUGAGGAACAACAUUAUAAAAGCCUAUGGCAUUCUGCUAUGUAGAGUCCUGUACAGUGGAACAAGAAAACUUUUAGAUGAUAAUUCAAAAAUUCAGUUUUUAUUUUUAAAGGCAUCGUACGGUAAAAAACAUUGGACUCCUCCAAAAGGUCUGCACGAAAAUAACGAAGAUGGGUUAGACACUGCCCUCAGAGAAACGCUGGAGGAAACGGGACUGGAUAAGGACAAGUACAAGUUACUAAAUUAUCAAAAGACUCUAAAAUAUAUGGUCGAUGAUAGUUUAAAGGAGACCACCUAUUAUCUGGCGCUUCUGCUGAACAACGAGGAAUGCAUCACUUUAUCAGAUGAACACACGGAUUAUAAGUGGAUCCACAGUGACGAGUCUGUCACGUAUUCCCUCCCCGAGUCUCUAACCGAUUUGCUCAUAAACGCCGAGGAUUUUUUGAAGAACAACGGAGAGAUGAUCAUGUCGUAA